Seminavis robusta is the source of this 1947-nucleotide messenger RNA. Lineage: Eukaryota; Bacillariophyta; Bacillariophyceae; Naviculales; Naviculaceae. The record is from the annotation of a GenBank genome assembly.
AUGUCGGGAAUGGCAUGUGGCGCUGGAAUGAGCAUGUCCAUGAACAUGACUGGAAACGACGGUGAUUCCACUCCGGCAUCGUCCAGCGAUACUACUGCUACUGCUAACGGUACUGCUACUACUAGUAGGCUCACUGGAACUGGAAAUGGAAAUGGCAGCGGCACUAACUCUCACUCAAACCAUAGUUCUUCUAUUGUACUCAAAAACUCAAACAACACUGUCAACAUCUCAAUGACGCAGGCCAUGACCCACGCUGCAGCCGCUCAACAGCAGGCGCAGGCGCAACUCUUGCGAAAGACCAUUGGCACUGCUCGAACUGGAUCCACAGAAAGCACUGCUUCGCUCUCGCAAACAAACAGCAGUCAGACACACCUUUCCGCAAACACUGACGCCGGAACCACUGGGGUUCACAAACCACCCAGAGGACAUCCCCAGCAACAGCCCUAUCCGCAUCCAGGAAUCCCAGUAUCCAGAAGCAGUGGAAGUACCGGUAACCAGUCACUCUACAAACCUGGAAAACAGCACAUGACUUCUGCAGGCAGCCAAGAGUUCGACCAUGAUCACCAGACAUUUGCCACUGCCACUACUGCCUCGGCUACUAUCUCGUACUCCACGGAUGAAGUGGACCACACCAACUCGGAUGUCAGUGAAGCUGGAAUGGAAGUUGUCAUGGACACGGAUGUCAGCAGUGGAGAUGAACGCAAUCUAGAAGAACAGAUACUCUCACUCUCCAAACAACCAAGGCUCGCAAACAAACCCAAGGAAGAACCAUACAAGAGCCACUCAUUCCCUGCUGGAAAACACACAUUCACCGUCGAUACACGAUACGGAUUCAUCAGGGUCAUUGGUAGUGGGGCUUAUGGAGUCGUCAUUAGUGCCAAGGACACAAAGGGGGAUGCCGACGUUGCCAUCAAAAUGGUACCCAGGGCGUUCCACGACGAAAUCGACGCUAAGCGUAUAUUACGCGAAAUCAAACUACUCAAACACUUUCAACAUGAAAACAUUGUCAGCAUUACUGACAUGAUGCCUCCUUCCGUCAAGUACGUCGAAGACUUUAAUGACGUUUACAUCGUCACGGACCUCAUGGAAACAGACCUUCAUCGCAUCAUCUACUCAAAGCAAAAGCUAAGCAUGGAUCACGUCCAAUACUUUGUAUAUCAAGUCCUGCGCGGACUCAAAUACAUUCAUUCCUGCAAUGUCCUACACAGGGAUCUCAAGCCCUCCAAUCUUUUGGUCAAUUCUAAUUGUGAUCUCAAGAUUUGCGAUUUUGGACUCGCCAGGGGAAUCCUUGAUGAUCAAAACACCAUGGACGAAUCCAACAAGGGAUCGCUUCUACUCACCGAGUAUGUCGUCACCCGGUGGUACAGAGCGCCCGAAAUCAUGUUGGCAUGUCAUGAAUACUCAAAACCAAUUGAUGUCUGGAGUGUUGGAUGCAUCUUCGCAGAGCUGAUCCUUCGAAAGCCAUACUUCCCAGGAGAUGAUUACAUUGAUCAGCUCACUAUCAUUUCGGAAAAGCUCGGAAAGAUAACAGAAGCUGACUUAACUUUUGUCACGUCGGAGAAAGCAAAGCGCUUCAUGCGCAAGCUGCCAAACAAGCCACCAGUUCCUUUGAGUCAGCAGUUCCCUUCGGCGUCGUCAGAAGCCCUUGAUCUGCUCCGCAAGAUGCUCACCGUUCAUCCCAAGAAACGCAUCACUGUGGAAGCUGCUUUGGCGCACCCAUUCUUUUCCCAGCUUCACAGCCCUGAAGAUGAACCAGUGUGCGAAAAAGGAUCCUUUGACUUUAGCUUUGAGGACGAACAUUUGCAUAGGAGGCGAUUGCAGGAACUGAUUUGGGAAGAGGUUGGUGUCUUCCGUCCUUCGGUGCUGCCGGUGGCCCCUUCUCGAUCGCACAGUGGUGUGGGCAACUUGGAGUUGUCUUCCAACCGCAAUCGAAGUCGGGAUCCUUAG